This is a messenger RNA of Stomoxys calcitrans (stable fly), 2126 nucleotides long. RefSeq lists its product as uncharacterized. The coding region runs from base 1 to 369 and encodes 122 amino acids. The record is from RefSeq and is a predicted model, not a curated record. The transcript has a single exon. Lineage: Eukaryota; Metazoa; Arthropoda; Insecta; Diptera; Muscidae.
AUGGGAGGUGGUGGCGGCGGCGGCGGCGGCAGCAGUACAAUUGGCGGUGGUAGCGUGCUAGGUGGACAUGGUACUCUUAUGAGCACGGCAGGCAAUAGUACGGUUGGCGGCAGUGGCAUGCACGGUGUUGGGGCUCCUCCUGGCAGUUUAAUGCAUGGCGGCGGUGGUGGGGGCGGAGGCGGCGGCCCUGGCGGCAAUGGCGGCAUCAAUACCCCCGGCAAUGUCUAUGGCAAUGGCGGUGGGGGCAAUGGCAACAAUGGGCCCGGUGGCAUGGUAGAUUCGCGGGCGGUAUCUGUGGUGGUUUCGCUGCCGGGCGGGCCUGGUAACCAGCAUCCGGGUCAGGCAUUAAGUGACUAUGGUCCUAUAUAGUUAAUGGUACGACCAGAUACAAACCACUGGGUGUCCACAAGUAGUUUUAGUCAGUUGUAAAAUGGGUAAGGGGUAAUGAGAGAGCCAAAUAGAGAGAGAGAGGGAGAGAGAUAGAGCUUGUAGAGUACAGCAACCCUUUUUGUAACUGACUAAUUUUCAUUUGUGUUUUUUUUUGUUUUUUCUUAACUUUUCUGUUUUUGUAUAAAAAAAAAAUUGAAAAAAAAAAAGUUUUUGCUUAAUUUUUUUUUCUUAACAGUUUACUGUACAAAAAGAAUUCAGCCGCCAUAUUAAAAUCUAGUAAAGUAGUUUUUAAUUUUUUUUUUUUGUUUUUUUAUAGUUUUCUCAGAAACAGAACAAGCAAACAUACUACCAGCUAUUUUAACUAUUUAAUAAAAAUCUAGUCCACAUUUUUCCUUAAAAAAACUACAUUUUAAGCGAGACUUGACUCUACUUGCAGAACGCUUACAAGCAUAGAGAGGAGAUCACAGAUCAUAGAAGAGCUCCCCGAAAUAGCAAGACACAUUCAGAGAAAACAAAAUAUAUGAUAAAUAAAAGUGAAAAACGAAAAGCACAAUAUCUUUUAAAAACAAUUUAAAAAAAAAAAAACAAAUUGUUUAUUCAAAAUAAACAAAAACCUUAACUACUUUCCUUUUUUUUGAAUUAUUUUUCUUAAAUAGACUGACUUUAAUUAAAAAAAAAAAAAAAACUAAAGAAAGAAAACAGAAACACAAAAAGUUUUUGCACAAAACUUUUUGUAAAAAAAAAACAACUCCAACCAUAACAGUGACAAAAGGGUAAAAAACAGAAUAACAAAAUUUUAACUGCCACUGCCAAACGCAAAGCCAUAACGUAAAACCAACUACAGCAACAAAGCGUCUAAGAAUCACCCUUCCCAAAUCAUAAUAACUACAAUCUAAAACAAAAAUCGAAUAAAAUAUCAGAAUAAAAACCAAACAUUUGUAAAAUAUUUCAUAUUUUUUAGCAGAAGAAAAACAAAAAACGAAAAUUAAGUUAGUGAUUAUUAUGAGGAAAAAACCGACACCCCCUUAAGUAUACAACAAUAAAAAAAAAAAAUCGAAAAUAUUAUAAAAAAAAGCUGCAACAUAAAAUUAAUUUUUUAAAAUAAACCAUUGUUAGUUUUUUAAGUUAACCAAAAACAAAAAAAAAUUGUAAAUAUUAAUUUAUAUAUUAAAAAAAAAAUAAGUCUUAUGUAUUUAAAACAAAAACCAAUCCAAAAAUGCAUUUUCUUAAAAACAAAAAAAAAAAACAAAAAACAACAACAUACAAAAAAAUUGGCAUUUAAAACAAAAACUACCAAAACUACCCCUGUAAACUUACGAAACCAGCAUUUAAGCUCAAUUAUCAAAUAUUUUUGUUUGACAUCUUUAUUAUUGUUUAAAAUUUAAAUAUAUUUUGUUAAAACAAAAACCCAAAUUUAUUGUAAACCAUAACCUACUAUCCUACUCCUCCCUCUCCUUGUGUAUAAAGUUUUACAAUAUUUAGUAAUUAUAUAUACAAAUAUAUAUAUAUAUUAAAUAAAUAAUAUUUAUAACUACCUAUAACUUAUGUGAAAACAUACCAACAAACAACCAUGCAAACAACUCCUUAAUAAUCCUAUUAUAAAACCACACCUACAUACACCACAAAACCGCAAAAGCAAAAAAAAAAAAAAACCAUGAAUUUAAUAAUCCUAAAAUGAAAACGAAAUUGCAAUAAAAACUGAUUUUUUUUAUUAAGAACAAAAUUAUUUAAAAAUA